AUGCAUGGAUCAGUCUGGGAACCCAGCCCGGAUGGCCAUUCGCUCGAGGUGGGACGCGAGCUCUGUUUGCUGAGCCACUCGCAUCGCACGAAUCGGAGCCUCUGUCGAGGGUCAACCUUUGAAGACUGA
Molecule: messenger RNA, 129 nt
Organism: Colletotrichum truncatum
Lineage: Eukaryota; Fungi; Ascomycota; Sordariomycetes; Glomerellales; Glomerellaceae
Source: RefSeq, a predicted model, not a curated record